ACAUUUCCGGUUUGCCUUACGUUUGGUGCUACAUGCACCAAUGUUUAACCGAUUCAUAUUACUCGUAAUUUAUAUCUCAUGUUACUCGUAAUAAAGUGUUUCUAUUGCAGUUUCGCGGGUACCUUAGACAAUAAUAAACAGUCUGCUUUCCAAUGUAUCGUACAAGGUAACUAACUAGCAAUGCACAGUUAUAGACUUAUACAAACAGCCUGCAAGCCAGCUAUUAGAUGAAGUUGCAGAGGUAACACAUUGUAAUAGUCGUACAGCUGUCCUCACUCAGUUGAUCGGCGUUGUCCGUCAUUGCUGGAAUUUCGGGAUCAUGGCGUUCCCUCUACCCCGGCCACAGGCGCCACAGCUUCCCCAUCACUUGCUCCGCACGGUGGACUGUCAGCAGGGAGCAAUCAGAGCGGUUCGUUUCAACGCUGAUGGCAACUACAUUUUGUCUUGUGGCGGCGACAAGACCCUUCGGCUCUGGAGUGUGAACCGAGGAACUUUGCUGAAGACCUACAGCGGGCAUGGAUACGAGGUGCUGGAUGCUGACGGUUCUUUCGACAACAGCCACAUCUGCUCCUGUAGCUCAGACAAGACGGUGAUCCUAUGGGACGUGGCAUCGGGACAGGUUUCCCGAAAACUGAGAGGGCAUGCUGGGAAAGUGAACUGCGUGCGGUUCAACGAGGAGGCGACGGUCAUUGUGUCCGGCUCUAUAGAUGGCUCAUUGAGGUGCUGGGACACGCGAUCCAGGAGGCCCGAGCCGAUCCAGGUUCUGGAUGAGGCCCGAGACGGCGUGAGCAGUGUUACAGUGUCGGAGUAUGAGCUGCUGUCUGGCUCAGUGGAUGGCCGAGUGAGACGCUAUGACCUUCGGAUGGGGCAGCUGCACGUGGACUUCAUCAACAGCCCCAUCACCUGCGUGUGCUUCAGCCAAGACGGUCAGUGUACCCUCAGCUCCAGCCUGGACUCCACAGUCAGGCUGCUGGACAAGUCCACGGGGGAGAUGCUGAGAGAAUACACUGGCCAUAAGAAUACUUCAUACAAGCUGGACUGCUGUCUGUCCCACAAGGACACUCAUGUGUUAAGCUGCUCCGAGGACGGCUAUGUCUACUUCUGGGACUUGGUGGAGGGCUCUGUGUCGUUGAAGUUGCCCGUAGGGAAAGCGGCUGUGCAGUCACUCUCUUUCCACCCUUCAGAGCCCCGCCUACUCACUGCCAUGGAGGGCAGGGUUAUGGUGUGGGGGGCGGAGCCUGAGGACACGGCAGAGGAUGAGGGGCAACAGUGACGCUCUGAGACUUGGCAUAGAAUUGACUAUCUGUAAGCUGUGAGAAAACAUUGUCUAUAUAGUUUUUGUAAUAUUUUAGCAUUUUCACUCUGAAGAAGAAACAUUGUGUUCACAAUUUUCACAUGGAUUGUGGCUAUAUUUCUAUAAGAUUCAGUUGAAAUAAACUAUUUUGUUACACCA
Messenger RNA from Brienomyrus brachyistius, 1453 nucleotides. RefSeq names its product WD repeat domain containing 83 (gene wdr83). The record is from RefSeq and is a predicted model, not a curated record. Gene Ontology annotation, cellular component: catalytic step 2 spliceosome. The coding region runs from base 320 to 1273 and encodes 317 amino acids. Gene Ontology annotation, biological process: mRNA splicing, via spliceosome. The transcript has 9 exons. NCBI's taxonomy places the organism in Eukaryota, Metazoa, Chordata, Actinopteri, Osteoglossiformes, Mormyridae. Gene Ontology annotation, molecular function: protein binding.